Molecule: messenger RNA, 1059 nt
Organism: Exophiala aquamarina CBS 119918
Lineage: Eukaryota; Fungi; Ascomycota; Eurotiomycetes; Chaetothyriales; Herpotrichiellaceae
Exons: 3
Coding region: 1-1059 (352 amino acids)
Molecular function (GO): oxidoreductase activity, acting on NAD(P)H
Source: RefSeq, a predicted model, not a curated record
AUGCCGACAAAUCGUGCUGCAUGGCUUGAUGCAAAGUCAACAACCCUCGUGGUGCAUAACGCUCCCUUUCCAAUACCUGGCGAGGAUGAAAUCGUCGUCAAGAAUGCCUGUGUGGCAAUCAAUCCUGUCGAUUACAAACUUCAAGAUUGGGAUUUCUUGAACUUGCGUUAUCCGGCAAUUCUGGGAUGCGAGGUUGCUGGCGAGAUUGUUGCAAUCGGUGAUCAAGUCCGGAAUUUUCAGACUGGUCAGAGAGUCAUCGGAAAUUGCCAUUCCAGCGUUACAAAGGACUACAAAAAUGCUGGGUUCCAGGAGUACACCGUUUUAUCGUCUUCUCUGGCCGUACCGAUCCCCGAUGAGAUGGCGUUUAGUGCAGCAGUUGUCCUUCCCGUCGCUGUUUCCACCGCUUCUGCAGCACUUUUUGACCCAGGAAACUUCGGAAUUGCAGUACCGCAGAUGGCGAUGUCGGAUUCUCCUACUCCAGCCGCUAGCGACUUGCUACCUCCAAAAGACACCUCUGCAGUGCUAAUAUGGGGAGGCAGCACGAGUGUAGGCUGUGUAGCAAUUCAACUUGCUCGUGCUGCCGGCCUGAAAGUCAUAACAACGACAAGCAAACACAAUUUUGGCCUGUGCAAAGCUUUGGGAGCUCAUGAAGUGUUUGAUCGAGAGGCUGAUUCCGCGGUUGAUGAAAUUGUCGCAGCUCUGAAUGGAAAAGUCCUGGUCGGUGCUCUCAAUGCCGUUGGAGCCCAGAAUACACUGCAAACUUGUAUCGAUAUCCUCGUCAGAACGGAAAGCAGGAAGCUGGUCGCUACUACUUUACCCGUUGAGGAGGGUGUGGAACGAAGAGGUGUCCAAGUCAAUUUUUUUCAUGGCCUAUCUAUCUUGCAGAAUGGGCUUGCUUCAACUAUCUGGAAUGAAUUUUUGCCUCAAGCGCUUCAGGAUGGCACGCUGGUUCCGAAGCCUGACGCCGUUAUUGUUGGACAUGGUUUGGAUGACAUUCAAAAAGGAUUGAAUAAAGCACGGGAGGGAUAUAGUGCAUCGAAGCUGGUCGUAACGCUCUAG